AGGACAAGGACAAAGAACAGGAAACAGGGGUCAAGAUGAGGGCGGUCUUUCUCCUGGGACUCCUCCCACUUAUAGGGCUUUUCAAAGAAGUUAAAACACAAACAACACAACCAAGCAACGGCUCCAUCUUAAUACCAGACCUGCCACCAGUGUCAGCAGCACCCAUCCCAACACCCGUCAAAGCACAACCUCAAACUUCCCCUUCAACAUCACAAUCUACAGAGCUCAAUCCAUCUCCAUCCACAGCAAGGACAACACAGGAUUCAUCAACAGUCUCACUCUCCUCUACACCAGCAGCCACAACUCCAACUGGCUCCAUCUCAACACCAGCACAGCCACCAAUGUCAGCAGCACCCAUCACAGCACCACCUCAAGCUUCCCCAUCAACAUCACAAUCUACAGAGCACAAUCCAUCUCCAUCCACAGCAACCAGGACAACACAGGAGUCAUCAACAGUCUUACUCUCCGCUAUGCCAGCAGCCACAAUUCUACCUGCAAACGUUACAGCACCACCUAAAACUUCCCCAACAUCACAAUCUACAGAGCUCGAUCCAUCCGCAUCCACAGCAAACAUAACAACACGGAAUUCAUCAGCAGCCUCCUCUACACCAGCAGCCACAGUUCCACCUCCAUUUUCAGGGAACUGCUCCUCCCCAACACCACUCUGCUGUCUGGGCACAAACAACUCAUGCUUCCGAACCAGCUGCUAUUGUGAUGAGAUCUGCGUCUCUAUCGGAGACUGCUGUUCUGACUACAAUCAGACUUGUAGUUCACUUCAACCCUCCAGAGUCAUCAUGAAAGUGAGAGGCAACCUGACCACAAACAGGGGAGAGGCGGCCUUCCGGGAACUGGACUUUCUUGUAGCGAACAGACUGAGGGAGCUCUGCAGUAACUGUGCCGUAGAGAUUCUAAACAGAACAAUCAUGAAGGAUCCUUGAGUGAUAGACAUUCAAUGGAGUCUUAGGAGAUUGAAAGAUACAGCCUUUACUCUCCUGUUCCUGUUUGGCCUUCCCCUUUUCACUUAUACUUUCUAUUAAUUCCUUGUGUUUCAGUUAAUCUUAUAAUAAGAUACGAUGAUAAGAUGUUUGGUGGGGAGCAUUGGAGACACUUGGCAGCAACUUGUCUAUCCACAGUUGGCCCUUUUUCUAAAGAACACAAUGACAUGUCUAGGGAAUGCACAGCCCUCAUCUUUUACUUGUGUGAAAGACGAAGCCACAGACAAUCAGCCAAUCAACACUUUGGCGUCUGGAGCCCAGAAGUAAUAGUUUAACUGUAAAUGUUGUUGAGUUCACAUGACCCUCUUUCAUCAGCAGGGAGGACUGCAUCUACAAUUUAUCUCUCAAAUAUUAUUAAUAUACAGAUACUGCAGCAUGUAGGCCUAACCCUUUUAGACCAACAAUGCAUUCUGUAUAUUAACAUCAGCAUAUACCCUGUAUGUUUCCCAGUUUUCUAUCAUUCAUCUGACUAUAAGUGCUACAAUAAUUCAAGCACUAAAUUACUGAUUCAUUAUCUGUCUAUUUUAAUUUAAGACGAAUUGAGAUUUGAAUUUACACCUUCUCAACACAACACACAGAUGGCAUUACUACUGUUUCACCACUAGAGUGCAGCACAACAAAGUUACAACACUGUUGAGGGUGAAAAAGCUGAAUGAAAACCCUAAACCACCUUGCAGUAACCUAUCACUAUACCUUUUUGGUGACGAUUAUAAAGCCUUUUCUGCUGGUCAGACCAUAUAUUACAUGACUGUAUUAACUUGUUUUGGCAAAUAGCCGGAUAAUACGGGAUAAUGUAGAACGCCGGUGGAACUCCAAGAAAAACAACUGACUUGAGAAUGCACUGAAAUUUACCAUAACCCUUUUCUGUUUAGGCAAAACAUUUACAGUUACACAAGAUGCUGAUCUAGUGCAAAUGACUGUAAUUUCAACACUUAAAACAGGUCUAAAUUGCCCUGUCAUUCAUUGCAUCCCCCAGUGAAAUUGUAAUGUCAGAACAGGUCACUUACAUAACAGCCCACAUUGAUUCUCUCCACAGAAUCCAUUCCUAUGAUUCAUGUAUGUCUUCCUCGAGGAACAUUGAGGAUGGUACUGCAGUAACAAUCUCAGCUCUUCAAUAAAACACACAAAACACAAAUGUCGAUAUUUAGACAUUGUGAACCAAA
Molecule: messenger RNA, 2158 nt
Organism: Sardina pilchardus (European sardine)
Lineage: Eukaryota; Metazoa; Chordata; Actinopteri; Clupeiformes; Clupeidae
Exons: 9
Coding region: 36-938 (300 amino acids)
Source: RefSeq, a predicted model, not a curated record